AUGAGGAAGAAUACGUCUAAGGCAGGAGGUGAGAUAGCCAUAUGCUGCAGCAAGACUUACUCUGACGUAUCGAAAAGAGCAACAACUCUGGAAGUAUAUUAUUAUAAUAUUACAAGGAUUGGUGAUUUAAUAUACGGAGUGAACGAUGAAUUAGUCACAAGCGACAGGGUCAUGGCAGGGGAUUCCGAUCCCUUGCAAGAUUUCUGCGUUGCAGAUGAGGAAAGCAAAGUUUUGGUGAACGGGUUCGUUUGCAAAGACCCAAUGCAAGUUUCAGCAGACGACUUCUUCUUCCGGGGACUUGGGCAGGCAGGGAACACCGACAAUGAUGUGGGCUCCAACGUAACGAUGGCGAACGUUAAACAGAUACCAGGCCUCAAUACGUUGGGAAUAUCGUUGGUCCGCAUCGACUACGCAGUGGGUGGAAUAAAUCCUCCUCAUACACACCCAAGAGCCACCGAAGUUCUUGUUUUACUGGAAGGCCAGCUUCUUGUGGGUUUCAUUGACACCAACAACAAGUUUUUCAGCAAAACGUUGGAGAAGGGAGAUGUGUUUCUGUUUCCAAAGGCACUUGUGCAUUUCCAGCAGAAUGUGGGGCAUGAAAAUGCGGUGGCCAUAUCUGCAUUGAGCAGCCAGCUUCCGGGAGUUCAGACAAUCGCCAACUCUCUGUUUGCAGCGGAUCCUCCUCUCCCAGAUUCCGUAUUGGCCAAGGCCUUCCGCAUCACACAGGAAGUUGUGGAUUACAUUCAGAAGAAAUUCGCAUAA
Messenger RNA from Cryptomeria japonica (Japanese cedar), 762 nucleotides. RefSeq names its product putative germin-like protein 2-1. Lineage: Eukaryota; Viridiplantae; Streptophyta; Pinopsida; Cupressales; Cupressaceae. The transcript has 4 exons. Gene Ontology annotation, cellular component: cell wall. Bases 1 to 762 code for a protein of 253 amino acids. Gene Ontology annotation, molecular function: manganese ion binding. The record is from RefSeq and is a predicted model, not a curated record.